Messenger RNA from Anthostomella pinea, 927 nucleotides. The record is from the annotation of a GenBank genome assembly. NCBI's taxonomy places the organism in Eukaryota, Fungi, Ascomycota, Sordariomycetes, Xylariales, Xylariaceae.
AUGCGGCUACCCAACGAACUAAUCCUCGACAUGGUCGAGCAUAUGGAUGUUCGCACGCUAAAAGCAUUCAUGGCGACGAAUAAGGAGUUGUGCGGCUUCAUCAAGGACCACGAGCAUUCCAUCUCCAAGGCGCGUGCCGCGAUAUUUCCGCUUCCGCCCUUGGGCAACGUGCUCUCGUCGGCGACGCCAGAGCGCAACGUCUUGCUACAGAACACGUUUUCGCUACUCCACGAGCUCGAGAUCCGCGAACUCCGAAUCGACUAUCUCAUCCAGAAGCACCCGGAAUUCUUCAACCUCGCCUCGCCGCCGGGCCUCCCACCCCUGACUAUGGAGCAGCAGGGACGCCUGGGGCCGCUGAUCAAGCGCGCCCUGCUCCAAUGCGACGCAAUGGCCGACAUCGCGGCCAACGCGCCGUGCAAGCCCAUCGGCGAGGAGUACUACUCGCUCAUCACGUCUGGCGUAUGGUCGGUAUCGCCGCUGCCUAGGGGCCUGCGCAACAUGGACCCCUUCACCAACGUGCACGCGCGGCCGGGCCAGGUGGCGUACAUCGACUCGCUGCCCCUGGCGGACGUGGCGGUGCUCUUGUUCCUGAUCAACAUGCUGGGGUUCGGCUUCAGCCAGGCCAAGAAGUUCGACGGCUCGGACCCGACCAUCAACGAGCGCAUCACGGUGUUCGAGGAGUGCGUGCUGCGCCACGGCUCGUGGUUCGUGUGGGCGCACGUCAGCGACCGCGCCACCAUGCGCGAGAUGGCCGGACACAUGCUCCGCGCCGGCCUGACCGAGCUGACCGAGUGGGAGACGGGCGCCGAGGGCGUCCUGCAGGGCCUGAAGAUGACGCUUGUGGAGCGGUUCCGACAGCUCGCGCGGGCGCCGGGCGAUCGCGUGGUGCUGAAGAUGUUGAAGGUUGUGAAGGAGCUUGUCUGCUGA